Messenger RNA from Brassica oleracea var. oleracea, 1205 nucleotides. RefSeq names its product pentatricopeptide repeat-containing protein At4g21190. The record is from RefSeq and is a predicted model, not a curated record. The transcript is spliced from 9 exons. The coding region runs from base 13 to 1119 and encodes 368 amino acids. Lineage: Eukaryota; Viridiplantae; Streptophyta; Magnoliopsida; Brassicales; Brassicaceae. Gene Ontology annotation, molecular function: protein binding.
CUUCCAACUCCGAUGGCGGGUUUCAGUUCUCUGAUUCCUAGAACGCCUCUGAAACGCGCCGUUGCUAGAGCAACCGGAAACCUAACGGCGCCGUUAGCUACUGUUUCUUCCGCACGAAACCUCUUCACCGGAUUAGGAGGAGGUAAUGGUGGUGAGCAAGGAAUGUUUUCUCAUUUCAAUGGAAUAAGUAAUCAUCACAUAGCCAUUCGUUCAAGUCCAUUUCAUCAUCUUCUUGGGGCCAACCAAACAAACAAGCCCGCUUUUUUAAGGGUCCAAUCGAUGAGCUAUCAGUUUGUGGCUGAUCCCCAUUCAUCUCAUAGACGUUCUCUGGAAACUGAGGACGAGCAAGAUGUUGAGGAGGAAAAAGCUGAAACCCCUAGGAAGCAUCAAACUGGGGAGAACAUACCCAAGAAGGAUAAAAUAAAGUUUCUUGUGAAUACUCUUCUUGAUAUCGAAGAUAACAAAGAGGCUGUUUAUGGAGCUCUGGAUGCUUGGGUUGCUUGGGAACGCAAUUUCCCCAUUGCUUCCCUCAAAAGAGUCAUAGCUAUUCUUGAAAAGGAACAUCAAUGGCAUCGAAUGGUUCAGGUAAUAAAGUGGAUCCUAAGUAAGGGACAAGGGAACACGAUGGGGACAUAUGGACAGUUGAUACGGGCGUUGGAUAUGGAUCGUAGAGCAGAAGAGGCGCAUGCUAUCUGGCGUAAGAAAUUAGGGAAUGAUCUGCAUUCCGUGCCUUGGCAAUUAUGCUUACAAAUGAUUCGCAUUUAUUUCAGGAACAACAUGUUACAAGAACUUGUAAAGCUGUUUAAGGAUCUGGAGAGUUAUGACCGCAAACCUACGGAUAAAAAGAUUGUGCAGUCAGUGGCGGACGCUUACGAGCUUUUAGGAAUGCUUGAGGAGAAAGAAAGAGUAUUGACUAAGUAUAGCAAUCUGUUUCUCGGUACAGCGUCAGAUGAUAAAUCAAGAAGAUCUUCAAGGAGGAAGAAGAAGAAACCAGGAGUGAUGGAUCCUGAAGCAACCACAGAGGAUGCAGCAGAAGAUGAGUUACAAGAAGGGAUCGAAGAAAAUGUGGAAAAUCACCAGGAAUCAAAAGAAGCUGCCGCUGAGAAACGAUCCGAAUAAGUUGUGUACUCACUAGUAUUAUAGUAGUGUUGUAUCAACUGAACUAGAACAAUAUUUUUGCCUAUUUGAUUAAGUUUUAUACAUCA